Silurus meridionalis is the source of this 1337-nucleotide messenger RNA. It is a transcript of the gene clns1a, whose product is annotated as chloride channel, nucleotide-sensitive, 1A. The transcript has 7 exons. The record is from RefSeq and is a predicted model, not a curated record. Lineage: Eukaryota; Metazoa; Chordata; Actinopteri; Siluriformes; Siluridae. Bases 358 to 1092 code for a protein of 244 amino acids. Gene Ontology annotation, cellular component: plasma membrane; pICln-Sm protein complex; spliceosomal complex. Gene Ontology annotation, biological process: mRNA cis splicing, via spliceosome; cell volume homeostasis; spliceosomal snRNP assembly.
GAAACAAAGCUAGGGCCCUAGAUUGUGAUUUGAGGAGCGCCCCGGAGCUCAUGUGGCGCAUGGAAACGACAAAGUAACGUAUAACACUGAGGUGAUUUAGACAAACAAAUAAUUCGUUUUCAAUAUAUCUUUAUCUUCUGUUUAUUUUAGCAGUGUAAACAGUGUUGUGAAGACCCGAAACUAUUUAUUUUUUUACACUUAGAAAAACAGCCGUUGUGUUCUCAGGUUAGCGUGUGCUAGCUAGCAUUCCGGUGUUGUUGUGGUUGUUUAGCCGUAAGGCCACUUGGUCAGGGCAGGGAGGUCUGGGGGGAAAAAAAGAGGGUGAGAGAAAAAGGUUUUAUUUAGCUUGGAGAUAAAAUGGUUCUGUUAAAAAGUUUACCUCCUCCUGCUGAGGGAGUUCGGCAUCAGCAGGCCGAGACCGCGGCGCUCUUAGACGGCGAAGGACUCGGGACAGGGACUCUGUACAUAACCGAGGCGUCCCUGUCAUGGUUCAAUGGCUCAGGUAUGGGCUUUUCACUGGAUUAUCCCACCAUCAGUCUGCACGCCAUCUCUCGAGACCCGAGUGCUCACCCGCAGGAGCACCUGUAUGUGAUGGUCAACAAAAAACUGACUGACGAAAAUGAGGCAGAGAUGCAGGAGAAGGAUCCAGAUGACAAAGGCGAAGAGGAGAGCGAUGAUGAGGACAACGAAGAGGAGGUCAUCACGGAGAUCCGAUUUGUGCCCAGCGAUAAAACAGCACUGGAGUCGAUGUUUUCUGCCAUGUGUGACUGCCAGGCAUUGCACCCCGACCCAGAGGAUGCAGACUCUGACAAUGAGGAGUUUGAAGGAGAGGAAUAUGAAGAGGAGGAGACUGGUGGCCAGGGUGACGUACCCACUUUCUAUACAUAUGAGGAGGGUUUGUCGCACCUGACUGCAGAGGGCCAGGCCACACUGCAGAGACUUGAAGGGAUGCUUGCUCAGUCCGUCACGCAACAGUUUCACAUGGCUGGAGUUCGCACCGAUGAACCAUCGGCUGAGUUUGAAGAUGGAAUGGAGGUUGAUCCAAAUUCUGCAGUUGCUGGACAGUUUGACGAUGCUGAUGUUGAUCAUUGACAUAAUGUACUUCGUUGCUAACGGAAGCACUUGAGUGGCCCUGAGUGAUGGGAAUCGUUCAGAAAUCCGUCUUCUCUUGUCUGCUCCACUCAUGACGUUCAGCACUGGUUUCCCUGAUGCCAUCAUCAUUUCUGUAUCUUGUGUUAUGUUUUGUCUUCUUCCUUCAGACCAAAUUGUAAGUGCUCCUUGAAAGUAAGUCAUAUUUGUAUGAAAUGCCAUAAAAUAAAUUUCUUUUGUAUAAAGCA